AUGAAUAAUGUAUUUGAUUUUUUUCUGAAUUAAGUUCUGUUAAAUAUAAAAAUUAAACCAGUAAUUUGCUUUUUAUAACCUAAUUUAUCUAUUUAAGCAAACUCUCUUUCAAGUGUUAACAAAUUUUUAGGCUCAAAGUAAUUAAUUAAAUUUUAGCGUCAAUUAAAUUAUUUUUAGCCAUAAAUUACAAGAAAAACACUUGAAUUUAAAUCCAAUUAUUAAUAGCCAUCUUCCUUUAUAAAAAUACUACAAAGAAAUAAAAAACCAAAAUGCUAAAAAUUUACUGUGUUAACUAAUCAGCAUCAAUCAAUAAAAUUAUUAUAAACUCAUUUUUUAUCUUAGUUUUUCUUAAAAAUAUGCUAUUAAGUGCUUUAUCACUUUUAAAGAAAUAGAGGAUAAUAUUUCAAAUAAAAUCUGUUAAAAUUCUAUUAGUAGUUAAUUUCUAGUAACUCUAUUGAUAAGUUAAUUAAUUAAUUACCUCUUUUUUAAAUUAAGUCAUUUUCUUCUUUUAGUCAAAAUAGAAAAUAAGUGAGCUAUUUUAGUUAAUAUACUUAAAUCUAACAUAUGCUAGCUCGUAGUAAAUCUUUAACAAUGCUGAGGGCAAAUACUUUCUUCUCUAUUUGUACUAAUUGA
This is a messenger RNA of Tetrahymena thermophila SB210, 633 nucleotides long. RefSeq lists its product as hypothetical. The record is from RefSeq and is a predicted model, not a curated record. The transcript has a single exon. Lineage: Eukaryota; Ciliophora; Oligohymenophorea; Hymenostomatida; Tetrahymenidae.